This is a messenger RNA of Suillus paluster, 1538 nucleotides long. RefSeq lists its product as uncharacterized. Lineage: Eukaryota; Fungi; Basidiomycota; Agaricomycetes; Boletales; Suillaceae. The transcript has 10 exons. Gene Ontology annotation, molecular function: FAD binding. The coding region runs from base 165 to 1538 and encodes 457 amino acids. Gene Ontology annotation, biological process: secondary metabolite biosynthetic process. The record is from RefSeq and is a predicted model, not a curated record.
GAAGGCACACUUUAGCGAGAUCGAAUAAAUAUUCGAAUACUUCUGCGAUCAUGCCUGCGAUCCCUUUCCCUCUGCAGUUCUGGCCGGUUACCAAGGAUCUAGGCUUGCAUCAUAUCAAGCUGGCCUAUAAAAUGCAGCCACUGUAAUUGUAUCGCAUAUAAUCAAUGUCGCUCCCAUCAGCCACUCCCAAAUUUCGAGUAGCAAUCUGUGGUGCGGGCAUAGGAGGGCUUCUCCUCGCUAUCACAAUUGGGAAGUUCGCAGGUCACGAUAUCCAGAUAGACUUAUAUGAAGCGCAUGACGCCAUCACGACCGCUGGGGCUGGAGUUACAGUCUCGCGGCGUACAUCAAAGGUCAUGGAAGAACUCGGUAUAUACGAAAAGAUCUCCAGUGUCUCGUACAAACCCACUUCCUCCAGCUAUGGGGAUAAAUCCAGGAGGUCUAAUUCCUCACAGGGUGGUUUUCGUCUGACCUUGGAAAACGCGCCACCCGCUAUGCACCGCCAGCAUCUCGUCGACAUUCUGACGCAACAUCUCCCCUCGUCAUGCAGGCUUCAUUUUAAUAAACGCCUCACUCAAUAUGGCAACCAUUCACCAAGAUCGUUCAUACUUCGCUUCGCUGAUGACAGCACCGCAACUACGGAUGUGUUGAUAGGGGCAGAUGGUGUCCACUCCUCGGUGCGGAAGACGCUCUUCCAGACGUUAGACCGAGACGUCGUGGACCCAAGUAAGAUAGGAUACUACGGAGAUCCAUCUUGGACCGGAACGAUGGUUUAUCGCGCUGUCAUCUCGGCGAACAAACUCUCCCAGAUAGAUCCAAACAACGUGGCUUUUGGGGGUCUUAUCAUAUUCUGCGGGAAGGGAAAGCAUGCCGUGUCAUAUCCGAUUUUACAAGGAACACUGAUCAAUAUUGUGGCAUUUGUCACUGAUGAACAGAAAGCUGGCACACCUUUCGAGGGUCAUUGGGUUUCAGAUGUGUCCCAAGAAGAGGUCCAGGAAUUAUACCAGGACUUCGACCCCGCUUUCGAGAACCUGUUGAAAUGUUGCGAAAACCUUUCAAGAUGGGCCCUUCAUGUAGUAAACGAAUUGCCUUUAUCAACUUACGGCAGAGUUGCCCUGAUAGGUGAUGCGUGCCAUGCCAUGACACCCUACUUGGGCGCCGGAGCUGGUCAGGCAAUGGAGGAUGCUUUUGUGCUUGGCCGCAUUCUUGCCCACCCGCUUACAACAUUGGAUAACGUGCCCACCGCGUUGAAAGUAUACCAGGAUGUUCGCCUCCCAUUCACUCAGUUCGUAGCACGUGAAUCGGAACGUACGGGACGUAUGUACGAAAUUGAUGCGCAUAGGACAUAUCAAGGGAAUGAAGAGAUGCAGGCUAAGAAAGAGCAGAUCGUAGGCCAGCAGAAUUGGGGAGGCAAUGGUGGUGCUCUUGCUGAAUGGUUAGAGGCAGAAAAGAAACUACAGGAAAGCUAUGAAGUUCUCUCAAAGCCCGGUGUCCCGAACCUCUAUGCGCGACUACUAUGCGCACAUGAUGUACAUGCAUAG